Messenger RNA from Vespa velutina, 2734 nucleotides. Its product is annotated as protein lin-9 homolog. The coding region runs from base 606 to 2366 and encodes 586 amino acids. NCBI's taxonomy places the organism in Eukaryota, Metazoa, Arthropoda, Insecta, Hymenoptera, Vespidae. Gene Ontology annotation, molecular function: DNA binding. Gene Ontology annotation, biological process: DNA-templated transcription; regulation of cell cycle; regulation of transcription by RNA polymerase II. The record is from RefSeq and is a predicted model, not a curated record. The transcript has 9 exons. Gene Ontology annotation, cellular component: nucleoplasm; transcription repressor complex.
UAAAUGCAUGUAUGACACUUCCGGGAACAUUAUAAGAAUGCAAUUUAUUACAACGUAGACUUUAUGACUUAAAUACAAUCCCAUGAUGCAUUAGUGAUAUCAACAUGGCGGACACGAUUGAAAUUACAGUUGAGACGACCUGGUUUAAAAUUUCAAAAAUGACCAAUGCAUAAUUGAAGCGGGACAACAAGAUAUUCAUAAAGCAAUAUUAGAUUUAACCUUUAGAAUUUUUUCUAUUACUUGAUAUUGUUUCGCUUUUUUAUAGAAAAAUGUACAAUUAUUUUCAUAAAACUAGAAAUUUAAACGAUGCAACAAGUGAAAAUAAUCAUUUCAAAUUCAUUGCAAGUUUGGUUAUGUUAGUAUUUUGAAGUUAAGAUAUAAUGAUUUAGAUCCGUUAAGGCGGAAGAAUUUACGUAAGACAUUGAAUGUGUCUUGAAAAUUAACAUGUGUCCUUAUAGUUUUUGUAUACUUUCUUUUUGUAUAACACGUAAUAGUAUUAUAUUCUUAUAAUCAAAGAUGAAUCGGCUGAAACAUUACUAUCUAUUAAAAAUGGAGGGUAUCCCACAGUUGAUGAAAUUAAAACCGAGGUAGUAGAUGAUGAUACAAUGGACCUGGAUGAUCAGCAAAUUUCAAAUCAUUCAAUGGAUUCACAUAUGGAUACAGAAGAAUCUGAGCCAAUACCUGAGCUUGGACCUGCAGCUUUAGGUCUUCAACGAGUAGGCACUCAACCUCCACCUAAACCAAAUCCGCCUACUCAACCAGUUCAAGUUUUAAAUCGUAGAGGAAUGCCAGCUAGAAUUAGAAAAAAAAAUAAAUUAUUUUAUGAUGAUAUUUUAGUCAAUCAUCCACAUCAUAGGAUCAAGAAGGAUCCUUCUAGUACAGAUGUUAAGCAAUCUCCUAAAAAAAUAGCUCGUCCAUCACCAGCAAAAAAACAAAAUAGAAUAACUAAUGAACCAAAGAAAACUAAUAGCAAUAUUUCACAUCUUCCUAAUGUAAUGGCAGCGGUAAAACAAGAGAAAGAACCUGACAAAUCUAUGCAACCUCCUUCACCUGACAGAAAGAUAGGACAAAAGAUUGGAAUGAGAUUAAGAAAUUUAUUAAAAUUACCCAAAGCACAUAAAUGGGUUUGUUAUGAAUGGUUUUAUAGUAAUAUUGAUAAAACUUUAUUUGAAGGAGAUAAUGAUUUCAUGAUAUGUCUAAAAGAAUCAUUUCCGCAAUUGAAAACACGUAAAUUAACUCGUGUUGAAUGGUGCAAAAUCAGAAGAAUGAUGGGCAAACCACGUAGAUGUUCACAAUCAUUCUUUGAAGAAGAAAGAAGAGAGCUAGAAAGAAAACGUCAAAAAAUAAGAAUGCUACAGCAAAGAAAAACUGCAGAUAUAAACAGUUUCAAAGAUUUACCGCCAGAAAUACCAUUGCAAUUAGUUAUAGGUACAAAGGUUACUGCAAGGUUACGGAAACCACAAGAUGGAUUGUUUACUGGUAGUAUAGAUGCAGUGGAUACAAGUAAUAAUACUUACAGAAUUACAUUUGAGAGAGCUGGUCUUGGAACUCAUAGUGUCCCUGAUUAUGAAGUAUUGUCAAAUGAACCACCAGAGACUAUCAGUGUUGCUUCAUUUGCUCAAAAAUUUAGACCAAGACAUGUACAAUAUGUACCUUCACCACCUUAUGCAAUGAAAUUAUUAUCUCCACGUUUAAACAACGAUCCAUUAAUCUCUAAUGCAUCUGUAUCAGUACCAAAGAAAUCUCACAUUGGUGGUACUAUGAAUGGCUAUCCAGUAAAAUUGCUUGAGUUCAUGGUAAAAGUAAAUAAAAUAUUAGCAGCUAAAAAAUUGAAAAUUAAAAAAUUAAAAGAAAUGAAUAGUGAAGCGGAAAAACGACGAUCGUUCGGAGAACCCUUUCCACAAGACUUUGAAAGAAGAUAUGCAGGAAUUAUAGUCGAAUUGGAAAAAAUGAAUACAGCUUUACAAGAUUACUUAAAUGAUAUUCAAGAACUUUGUCAAGAAAUAGCUCCUGAACCUAGUGUUGCAGCAAUGCUAGCACCAUCUCAUCUUCGGGAAAAAUGUAAACAGGAAGCAGCGGAUAUGGUUGCUAGGAAUAAUAUGAUUCAUGAUAAAGAACCUGGAAAAAUGAAUCAAUUAGUAACAGACUUAACAGCUCUUAUGUUACAAGUAAAGAGUUUAUCUGAUUCUGAUAGAAAUGCUUAUGAAUUAAAAGUACUUCAAGGUACUAUGGAGCAAAUAAGGUCAAAGCUUAGUCCACAAAAUCAACAAGUCUUUCAAAAUUGCGUUGAAAUUCAUAUGCAACACAUUCAAUUAGGAUUAGGACAAGUAGGUGCUUUGACACCUUUUAUGGCUCAAAGAGCUUAACAUAUAUGAAAUCAUAUAGUUUAUUCAUUGAAUGCACAAUCCCAGAUGGAACAAGUGAUAUGCACAUUAUGUGCUCUAUAGUUCAUAAAAAACAUUUAUUUUAACACUGUUCAAUAUAGAAUAUAGUACUUUCGCUCAUUAAGAUUCUUUAUAAAAUAUAAAAUAUAUAUAUACACACACACACACACACACACACAAAAUUAAGCAUAAUGAAAUAUUUUCUGUAUAUACAAUUUCACAAAUAAUGUAUUCAUCAUUUAUUGUAGAUUUCAUUUUAUAAUACAACAAAUAUUUGAGAGUAAAUAUAAGCAGAUAAAUAUUGUUUAAACUGCAGAAUUGAAAUUAGAAUAAAUUUUUAAUAUACAUAG